This is a messenger RNA of Lotus japonicus, 2308 nucleotides long. RefSeq lists its product as uncharacterized. The record is from RefSeq and is a predicted model, not a curated record. Lineage: Eukaryota; Viridiplantae; Streptophyta; Magnoliopsida; Fabales; Fabaceae. Gene Ontology annotation, molecular function: DNA binding. The transcript has 3 exons. Bases 1591 to 2238 code for a protein of 215 amino acids.
UCUGUAUACUGUGUUUGGUAAAUAUGUUACAAACAGAACAGAACAACAAGAUUAAUUACCUAUAUAUCCCUAUCAUAUUUAAUGUUUAGUUGAACAUAAUUUUCUUUUUUAUUAUUGUUUGAUAUAUGUUAUAUAUUAUUAUAUACAAAUAAGCAUAAAAAAUUUAUUAUAUUAUCUUCCAUUUCUAAAAAAAAACAUUAAAAGUUAGAUUGAAUUUGAGAAGGGAAAAAAGAUAACGCAGAUUUUAAAAAAAAAUAAAUAAAGAAGAUAAGGUAGUUUUAAAAAAUAAGAAGAUAUUUUGAUUAUUUAAAAAAAAAAAAAAAGAUAAACACGUUUCUUUCCCAAACAGCGCUGCAACAACGCCUUCAAUGGCAUCUCCCCCUUUCAUGGUGGUUUCCUCUCACAGCCAAGCAACUUCGAUCUGCCACUGCCACCGACAAGCCUUGCCUCCAUCAAGUCGAGCCCCCAUCGUGUGGAGCCGGUCCGCCACUGGAUCUCCGCCACGCCGCGACCAGAGACCAUCACGCUAAAUGUCCAGAUUCGCUGCCAUGGAUGCUCAGAUCGUUGUGAACGGAGCCACAUCGUGAACCAGACGUCCUUCUCCCUUGUCUCUUCGUCUUUAUUUCUCAUCCCUCAUUUGUCUUCUGCGACGUCGAGUGAUUGUGGGGAGGGUUCCAUGAACUUUGAUUGUAACCAUGUUUGAGCAGAUUCACAAGAUUUGAGUAUUAAGAAAAAAAAUGGAAGAGGAAUUGCUGGACGGAUUUGAGAGGAAAAAAAAUUGUCAGAGAAGAGGCAAGGGUAGAGUUAAGGAAAUAUGAUAAUAGAUUAAGGGUAAUUUUGUCUUUGUAAAAUAUUUUAAUAAGUGUUCCGUUCCGUUCCACCCUUUUUCACGGAACCAAAAUGUCCUGUUCCAGGAGCAUUAUGUCAUGUUCUGUUCCAUCUAAAAAACACAACAAACGUAUAACAGAACCCAUAUGUCCCGUUCCGUUCCGUUCAAACGUGUACGCCAAACGCUACCUAAGUAUUGUGAUUAAAAUGAGUGGUAGCAAUAAAAUACACAAGGUUGGUACUCUAGAAAAUAGUGGUGCAUGCAUAUUGUGUUUUAUUGUUUUUGGGACUUAGAAAUUGCUGUCACAGAGCAAAUGACUACACUAUCCAGGAUUUGUUUUUACCUUUCCCACUUCUUAGUAUAACUGGGGUGUGGAACUUGUGUUUUUGCAACAAAGUGAGUGAUUUUAAUAUAUAAGACAAAAUGUUUGUUAUGUGGCCUUAAGUUUGCUCCAAGCUCCUACCUUUCAUGUAUUUGGGGUAACUAGGAAAUCAUAAGUGUCAUAGAUUUAAAACAAAAGACAUUUAAAAUUUCUGUUAUGCUUGUGAAUUUCAUUAUGCAUCCUCAUAGAAUGUUGUGUGCAGAGGAUUCCAAAGACAUUUACAAGGACAUAUGGAGAUGAUUUGUCAAACCCAAUAUUUCUCAAGCUCCCAGAUGGAACUGAAUGGAAAAUAUGUCAUAGUAAGCUUGAUGGAGAUAUUUGGUUUCAAGAUGGGUGGAAAGAUUUUGCUACAUAUUACUCCUUGGAUCAUGGACACGUGAUGGUUUUUGAAUACAAGGAUACUUCUCACUUUGGGGUACACAUAUUUGAUAAGAGUAGCCUUGAGAUAGAAUAUCCUUCUCAUGGGAGUCAAGAUGAACAGCACAAUCCUGAUCAGAUUCAUGAUGAUUUAGUUGAGACAUUAGAUGGGAUCACCCCUUGCAAGAAGACCAAACUGAAAUCCCCAAUUUCAUGUCCUCAACCACGUAAGAAAUUGAUAAGCAAGAAUGCUGAAGGUAAAACUGCUGUUACCAAUCCAAGCAAAGGUGGGGAGACAAGUACAGCUACAAGAACUUCAAAGCUCAGAAAUGCUGCUGCUCAGAUGGAAGCUCAGAAAUUCACCCCAAAGAAUCCCUCUUUCAUAAUCAAUUUAAAUCCAAAUAUGAGCAGAAGUUAUAGACCGAAUAUACCAAUGUCCUUUAUCAGAGAGCACUUGAAGGAGAAGACACAGACCAUAAAGUUGAAGUUUGAAAAGAAAUGGUGGCCUGUGGAGUUGACAUUUUAUCCAGACCAUGGUUCAGGGAAGUUAUCUACAGGUUGGACUCUAUUUGCACGAGAAUGUAAACUAGUAGGAGGAGAUGUUGCUGUCCUUGAGCUCAUCAACAAAGAAGAUCCAGAGCUUGAAGUUCAUAUUUUCAAAGGUUACUGAUAUUUGGAGCCCUGUUUGUAGUAUACUAGUAUGUCUACAUUGUUUGAUGCAUUUUACUAUCUAGAAUAUU